Molecule: messenger RNA, 2517 nt
Organism: Ornithorhynchus anatinus (platypus)
Lineage: Eukaryota; Metazoa; Chordata; Mammalia; Monotremata; Ornithorhynchidae
Gene: SLC29A1
Product: solute carrier family 29 member 1 (Augustine blood group)
Exons: 15
Coding region: 398-1768 (456 amino acids)
Biological process (GO): nucleoside transmembrane transport; uridine transmembrane transport
Cellular component (GO): plasma membrane
Molecular function (GO): nucleoside transmembrane transporter activity
Source: RefSeq, a predicted model, not a curated record
GGGGGCGGGGCCGUGCGGUGCGGUGCUGUGCGGUGCGAUGCGGAUGGAGCGUGGCGGACCCCGAUGAGGCCCCCGAGAGGCGAAGCGACUUCCCCGAGGUCACACGGACGGGUGGCGGAAGCCGGGAUUGGAACCCAGGUCCUCCAGAGCCCCGGGCCUGCGCUUGGACGAUGGGUUGACGGAGCGACGCUUCGGGAAAUCGAUCGGUGCGGCGGCAGCACCUGGGUCUUCCCCCUCCUGCCCCAGAGAGCCAGUUAAAGGCGGCGUGAGGAGCCAGAACUCCCGGGUCCCUCUCACCGGACUGGUCGCCGCCUCCUCAGGAGACGUCCAGUCGGCCUGACCCGUGGCCCCAGGAUCUCCGGAGCUGGGCCCUGAGCUGACCAGGGCCACCAGCAUCAUGUCGACCAACAACCAGCCUCAGGACAGGUUCAAGGCGGUGUGGCUCAUCUUCUUUGUGCUGGGGCUGGGCACCCUGUUGCCAUGGAACUUCUUCAUGACAGCCACUCAAUACUUCACCAGCCGCCUGCAGUCCGCUGAGAAUGGGUCGGCGCUGGAGCGAAGCGGCGCCUCCACCCAGGAGCCUCCCAGGGUGUCGUCCCCUUCGGCCCUGGCCGGCGCCUUCAACAACUUCAUGACGCUCUGCGCCAUGCUGCCCUUGCUGCUCUUCACCUGCCUCAACUCCCUGGUCCACCAGAGGAUCCCUCAGCGGGUGCGAAUCCUGGGGAGCCUCCUGGCCAUCCUGCUGCUCUUCAUGAUCACCGCUGCCCUGGUCCGGGUCCCGCUCCAGCCGCUUCCGUUCUUUGUUCUCACCAUGGUCAAGAUCGUCCUCAUCAAUUCUUUUGGGGCCAUCCUGCAGGGCAGCCUGUUCGGCCUGGCCGGCCUCCUGCCCAUCAGCUACACUGCACCGAUCAUGAGCGGCCAAGGCUUGGCUGGCACCUUCGCCGCCCUCGCCAUGAUCUGCGCCAUCGCCAGCGGCUCAGAGCUGUCGGAGAGCGCCUUCGGCUACUUCGUCACGGCCUGCGUGGUCAUCGUGCUGGCCGUGUUGUGCUACGUGGUCCUGCCUAAGCUGGAAUUCUUCCGCUACUACCAGGUCCAGGACAAGAAUGAGUAUCGGGUGGGUGAGGGUCCCACGGAGCAGGAGACCAAGAUGGAUCUGAUCCAGAAAAGAGAAGAAUCUGGCCACGGGGACGAGAAGGAAACUGUCGUCUCGAGCACCCAGACCCCCUUAAAGAGCGGCUCCGUGAUCUCCAUCUUUAAGAGUAUCUGGGACCUGGCCCUCUCCGCCUGCUUUGUCUUCACGGUCACCAUUGGCAUCUUCCCUGCCGUGGCCGCCGACGUGAAGUCCUCCAUCGCAGGGAGCAGCACCUGGGGGAAGUACUUCAUUCCGGUCUCCUGCUUCCUCACUUUCAACAUCUUUGACUGGGCAGGCCGCAGCCUCACGGCCAUCUGCAUGUGGCCCGGGAAGGACAGCCGCUGGCUCCCGGCCCUGGUGCUGGCGCGUCUGAUCUUCGUGCCCGCCGUCAUGCUCUGCAACGUGCAGCCGCGCCAAAACCUGCCCGUGCUCUUUGCCCACGACGCCUGGUUCCUCCUCAUCAACGCCCUCUUCGCCUUCUCCAACGGCUACCUCGCCAGCCUCUGCAUGUGCUUCGGACCCAAGAAGGUAAAUGCGAUGGAAGCAGAGACGGCUGGUGCAGUCAUGGCCUUCUUCUUGUCACUGGGCCUGGCGCUGGGGGCCAUCUUCUCCUUCCUGUUCCGGACCAUCGUGUGACCCGGCCCCGCUCCGCCCCCCGCUCCCCGGCCCGGUCAGGAGUCAGGGGGACCGGCCGGCCGGCGUUCUUCUCCCUCUGGCCGAGGCUUGCCCCCCGAGCGGAACUCUGCUCUGUCACUGCCGCUUUCCAAGCCAGUGGAGAAGGGAUGAUGCUUUCCCUGACCCCCACUUUGGGCCCAAGAACUCUGUGAGGGGCUGCCUGGGCCUGGAGGAGCCCUCCCACCGGGGAGGGGGCAGGAGCCCCAGCUUCCUUCCAGAGGUGGGGCCAACCGAGAAUCCGGGAGGUCGGGGAGGGGAUGGGGAAGGCCGGAGCCUGGGCUUAAGGCUGCAGUGAUCUGCAAAGCUAAAAUGGACACCAGAUUAACCUCUGGGAAAGACAGUGUUUGUUCAGUCAGUGAAUGUGUGUCGGGGGGGAGGGGGUGUUUGUGUGUUUGAAUGGGUCCAUGUCUGAGUUUGUGUGUGUAUGUGUGUGUGUUUGCACAUGGGGUUGGGCAGGAGGCUUGUGGGAGUCCAGAUUCUUUUGCCAUAUUCCUCUUCCUGGACCUUGUUGGCCUUCCAGCACCUCCUGACAUCCAGCCCGAGUUCUCUCCCCGAAUCCCAGCCCUCCCCCCCCCCCACGUGCCCUCGUGGGUAAAUGCAGAUGUGUACCCCGUUGCCAUUUUAUUGCCUUUUUAUACAGUUCAGAGGGGGGCCUCCCACCCGGGGCCCUGCUGCUUGCAUCUCUGGGAUUAAAAAAAAAAUUAUAUCUA